Messenger RNA from Symbiodinium natans, 2313 nucleotides. The record is from the annotation of a GenBank genome assembly. NCBI's taxonomy places the organism in Eukaryota, Dinophyceae, Suessiales, Symbiodiniaceae.
AUGGCCCAAGAAACGGUGGAGUUGCUAAGCGCUGGCAUUCCACAAGAGGCUUCCGCGAAGUGCACGCUGCUUCUGAAAAAAUGCGUCAGGUUGCUGGAGACAUUCAACCCCAAGGUUACAACUGUGGAUGCCUACAUGGACGACGCCAAAUUUUUGCAAGACCCCAUGAUUGGAGAGGUGGAGCUCAAGUUCAUCCAUCAGGUGUUCUACGGCUGCCAUCGCUACAGCAAGCUUCUGAGACUGUUUGUCACGAGCUUUGCCUUCAAGGUCCCUGCUAUUGCCAUCAGAUCGGAGCAAGGCUUGUACCAGGUGCUGGCUUACCUUCUCUUUUUCAGGCUGGAUGAGCUGGGCUUGCAAGACUUUCGGAAGUUUAUCUUUUGCGGAUAUGGAAGCCCUCCAGCCAUCUUCGCCCUCAUGCAGUACGCUUUGGAUCGGGAGGAGCUGAACGACUGGGUCAUGCAGGAGUGGCUCAAGCACUAUGACCCGGAUUAUUUGGACGAGGACGUGCUCGGCAAGCUUCAUCGCCGUGCAGAUGAACUGAGACCGCUGAUGUCCGACAUGCAGCUCAAAGCGACAGGUGUUGCAAAGUCGGGCGGUCAACGAGGGCCUGGCACGGUGAAGUCUGACAAGAAACCCACCGAGUUUGAGCCGUUCAAUCUCACAGCCGUGAAGCCCAGGUUGAUCCCGGAACCAGAGAGUGCAGUGCACAAGGACUGGACCGCCCAUCCCGUGCCUGCGCACAUCAACCGGACGAGCCUGGCGGCAAUACAGGAGGAGAGAAAGAGGCAGCUGGAGGAAGAGAAGACAAAGGUUGCUGCGAAGUACUCGAUGGAUGACGAGUUCACCCUAGAGACAGCCAGUCGAAGAGACUAUGAGACGAUCCGAACACAGCUUCAAGAGGAUGCAGAUAAGAAGGUCAUGGCUGAAUGUACCUUCCAGCCGAAGCCUAACAAGCGGAUCAUGCCGACGGAUGAUGCUACAGUGCGACAGAAUGUGGCACAAGUGCUUCGAGAAGAUGCGCGAUUGAGACAGACGCUGCAGGCAGAGCACGACUUGCUCAAACAGUAUGAGGCUGAACUUCAUGAUGCCUCUGAUUUUUAUUCGUGGCAAGACCGGAUGAGAAAGAAGGACUUCCUCGAGGAAGAGGCCCGGACAAAGGAGCGCAUCAUCCAGACGCAGCUGGCAAGAGAUGUUGCUGCAGAAGCACAAGAAGCAACAACAAGGAUGAAGACCAUCCAAGCUGAGUUUCAGAAAAAGGACAUGCAAGUACAGCUCGAAGCAAAAGAGCGACAGCACGAGGCUGAGCUCGAGCAGAAGCAGAAACUCGUCGAGCAGACUACAGAAGACCGAGAGAAGGCACGCGUUGCUGAGCAGGAGGUUUUUGUGACGAAGCAGGAGCACGCCGAGCAACGACGCAGGGAGAAAGAAAUCGACCUGGCGAAGAAGAAGAAGGAGGAGGAGAGUGAGAUGGAGCGCAAGAGGGAGAUCAUUCGUCAGAUCCGCGCUCUGGAGCGUGCCCCACGCGAGAGCGCGAAAGUCUUUGAUCGCGCCGAGGCGCCGGCCCACGGAUUCCUCGAGGAGAUGUCCUUCUCUGAGCUGAAGGAGCGUCUCAAAGUCAUGGAGAUUCAGCACGCGAGGAGCGUUGAGGCAAAGCGUGAGCGGCAACUGGCCAAGAAGGUGGAGAAACAUGAGCUCCUGACUGAGAAGGUGCAGUUGCUAGCGCGCGUUCGAGAGCAAGCAAAAGAGCACUUGCUGGAGAGCAAGGACCAUGCGCGAAAGCAGCGGGUGGCCGAGGAAGCCAAGAAAGAUCGGCACAGAGAGGAUGUUCUCAUAGAGGUCGCGGCCAGGUUGGAGUCGAAGAAGAAGGAGAAGAAGGAUGCAGAACGUCGAUUGCGAAAGGAGCUGCAAGAGAUUGCAACCAAGCAGCAGUUCCAGUUGAGCAGCCAAGAUGCCCUCGAAGCCAAGAAGAAUGCGGACCACGUCGCCGGCCUCAACAGAGAAGUCCUCCGGCGCCAGGACCGCCUUCUUCUGGAGCAGCACAAGGAGGACCACGUAAAGGUUCGCGCGAAGGACCAGCGGAAACGGAACGUGGAGUCGGAUCACAAGCAGUACAUGGACAUGCAAGACACGGCAGACCGGAGAACCGAGAAGGCUAGACGUGCAGAUACAGCUUUUAGGAACGAAAUGUCGAAUGCAAACCGUCAUGCGCGAGACCUUCAGUACAGCCAGGAGAACAAGCACAUCGACAUGUGCGGGCACUCAGCAAACGCAUACUGGAAGAGGUGCUCCAGCCUCCCUGCGCUGCAUGCUUAG